AUACCUCAGCGAGAGCUAAGAUGGGCGCUUUGUCGCACUGCUGUUCGAUAACAGUGUCGGGAGACGGGUUUCCGAAGGCGUUGUCAGGCUGUUGCCUCGCGAGGUGAUAUUGCGUUGGUGUAAAUCCCAGUGAUGACUAUACUGAACCCUGUACCCCCUGAUUAGUGGUCGGAUGCCCCCUUUAAAACACAGUUUUCUUUCUAUACAAGGCAUCACAACUGCUCCUACAAACACCUCAAUCACCAUCUUCCUGGAGGAAACCUCCAAGGGGAGAGAGUAGAUCCUGUGUAGAAUAUGUCUGGCCCUGUUCCAAGUCGUUCUCGAGUUUACCCUGAUGUAAACACACAGCGGCCUCGGGAAUAUUGGGACUAUGAGUCCCAUGUUGUAGAAUGGGGGAAUCAAGAUGACUAUCAAUUAGUCAGGAAACUUGGCAGAGGGAAAUACAGUGAGGUGUUUGAAGCCAUUAACAUCACAAACAAUGAAAAGGUCGUUGUGAAAAUCCUAAAGCCGGUCAAAAAAAAGAAAAUCAAGAGAGAAAUCAAGAUCCUGGAGAAUCUGAGGGGUGGUCCAAACAUCAUCUCACUGUUAGAUAUUGUUAAAGAUCCUGUGUCACGGACCCCUGCUCUGGUUUUUGAACAUGUCAACAAUACAGACUUCAAGCAAUUGUAUCAGACCUUAUCUGACUUCGACAUACGGUUCUACAUGUAUGAAAUCUUGAAGGCCCUGGAUUACUGCCACAGUAUGGGUAUAAUGCACAGAGAUGUCAAGCCACACAAUGUAAUGAUUGACCACGAGCAUCGAAAGCUCCGCCUGAUUGACUGGGGCUUGGCCGAGUUCUACCACCCUAACCAGGAGUACAAUGUGAGAGUGGCUUCUAGGUACUUCAAAGGACCUGAACUGCUGGUGGACUACCAGAUGUAUGACUACAGUUUAGACAUGUGGAGUUUGGGAUGCAUGCUUGCUAGCAUGAUCUUCCGGAAGGAGCCCUUCUUCCAUGGACAUGACAACUAUGAUCAGCUUGUACGAAUUGCAAAAGUCCUUGGCACAGAGGACCUGUACGACUACAUUGAUAAGUACAACAUUGAAUUAGAUCCACGGUUCAAUGACAUUCUGGGCAGACACUCCCGCAAAAGGUGGGAGAGGUUUGUGCACAGUGAAAACCAGCACUUGGUCAGCACAGAGGCUCUGGACUUUCUGGACAAACUCCUGCGCUAUGACCAUCAAGCCCGCCUCACAGCUAGGGAGGCCAUGGAUCACCCCUAUUUCUAUCCCAUCGUGAAAGAUCAGGGAAGGGGGGCAACCCCUGGAGGGAUGGCUGCCAGUUCAACACCAGUUAGCUCUUCAAGUAUGAUGGCAGGAAUCACCUCAAUGUCCUCCUCACAGCCACUGGCUAACAUUGCUGGAUCACCUGUCAUCUCUGCCCCCAACACUCUUGCCACACAAGUCCCAGCAGCCACUGGGGCCCAACCCUGAAGCCACCUUCUCACCUGUAUUUGUGUGUGCUCAUGGCCAUGCCCUGCCCACCUCUUAGUGAUGCCGAGGGCCAUGGCUCCCCUUUUUAUUAUGUUGACAAUAACAAGAAAAAAAUUAAAUUGCUUUUCACCUUCAGUUAUAUUUUGACAUCUGGACUUGACAGAAAUGUAUUGUUGCACCUGUCAGGAUUAUUAGAAAUUAAUUUGGGUGUGUUAUUUCACAAUGCCAGUGUCUAGAAAUUCUAAUAUGAUGUAGACAUGAAGAGAAUGGAUAAUAAAAUUUAUUUUGUAUGUUCCAAAUA
Lampris incognitus (smalleye Pacific opah) is the source of this 1774-nucleotide messenger RNA. RefSeq names its product casein kinase II subunit alpha-like. Gene Ontology annotation, biological process: protein phosphorylation. Lineage: Eukaryota; Metazoa; Chordata; Actinopteri; Lampriformes; Lampridae. The record is from RefSeq and is a predicted model, not a curated record. The coding region runs from base 295 to 1473 and encodes 392 amino acids. Gene Ontology annotation, cellular component: cytosol; protein kinase CK2 complex; nucleus. The transcript is spliced from 15 exons. Gene Ontology annotation, molecular function: protein serine/threonine kinase activity; ATP binding.